Molecule: messenger RNA, 1845 nt
Organism: Ectocarpus sp. CCAP 1310/34
Lineage: Eukaryota; Phaeophyceae; Ectocarpales; Ectocarpaceae
Source: the annotation of a GenBank genome assembly
AUGUUUGGGGAUGGACAAGGGCGCUCGAAAAGUCUCGGCACGAAGGCUCCCAACAACUGGUCCAAACAUCCGUGCGCGUACUGCAUGAUAACGGAUGGCUUGUCCGAGCUGGAUGCCCUCGCGGAUGUCCCUCACGAGCAGGAUCGAAGAUCAAGAGACCUGAGACUGGUUCCGCCGGAUGCCUCAGGGCUCCCCCUCCCUCUUUACAUCGCAAUGCGCAUUGUUCCGACGGAGAACGUACCCGUCGAGGGACACACGUUGACCACGUCGAAAGACGCCAAGAACUCCAAGAUGAUACGCCGUCCUCAAGAGGUUCGAAGUUCCGACGGAUGCACUUCAGGGCAAAGUCAGCUUUGCCAGGUGUUCUUCCUGGAGAUGCUCUCCGAUUCAGGUCGUCGGCUUGUCUCAGCCAUCAUGGCCCAGAAGCCGUCUUUACUCUACCCACCCGGAACGCGGAAGCUGAAGGAUGUCGUGACCAACUACGUUUCUGUGAAUGGCAGCGACAAGUGGACAUUGCAAUCGAUCAUGCUUCUCGUAUUCCGGAUGGUUCUCCAGGAUGUUUUGGCAAUGGGAGACACCUCAGCCCUUAUUUGUGCGGUCAUGACUCCCGGUCAUGAUGCUUACCUGGCAGAGGAGAAACAUGAAGACAAGGGAGAUCAACGACCUCGUCACGGAGUGGGGAACGUUCGACAAAGUCUUGGAGGCGCUGCGGCAGCUUAUGAGACGGUCGUCUCUCCUGUCGUUCGCCGUCCGCGCGCCAUCUUUCACCGAACCGGAGCUACGGCAACUCGACAAAACUCGCGCGUGACGCGGUAUGAAUAUGCCCGGACGCCAGCACGGGUGAACACACCCACCAGGAGAACAAGUCUGGAAGGGGGGUGGACUGCGGUAGGAGGCCUUCACUGCACAUGGCUAAGCGGGCGAACGUCAACAGCGCAUUCUUGGCUUUUAUCCAACGGGCUGCCGUACAGAGUCACUAGGAACAACCGACAGAACAGAACGCACGAGAUCAUCACCGUUCAAUCCGGUGAUGGCUGUGUCCGUCUCAUGCAGUCGCUGGCGAGCUUCCUCGGCCAUGACCAUGUGCCCACAGACAUUCACGCGGAGGCGGAUCAGACACCAGCAGAGCUUAGCGGACAGUACCCGGGAUCUGCGGUGUGGACCGCUUCUCUGUUCAACAACCGGGACGAGCAGCAGCUAGAUCGCGAAUGGCGUACUCGUCUGGCGUCCAGCAAGUUCCGCCAAGACGAACAGACCUUACUGCGCGCAUACCGGGCGUACUGCGGACACAGCAUGGCGGGUCCGUGCUCAAGCAGCCGCUGCCCGGACUGCUGGGACGGAGACACCCUUCAACAAGUUUCCAUCGACUGCUCCCGGUACACCCCGGUACCCAUGGUAGCAAGUUGUGGCCUUGGUCGCUUGAAGGGCGGCGACGUAAAGUCGGCGGCGCAGGCUGGGCCGCGUGACGAGUGGGCUCUCGGGAGUGGCGGAGGGGACAACGUAGAGGUGUACAAGCAACUUUCCCCGAUGCCCGCGGCGGGCCGUGUGGAUCCUACAGAUCUAGCCCUGGUUAAGAUUCUGUACUUCUUCCGCCACGAGGGCAAUCGGCCUGUAAUGGGUGGGAACCCACCACCGCUCACGUGGUGGGUGCUCGGUUGCGGCUACAAUGGGGUUGCCCACGCCAACGACUGCGUCCCCGAUUCGAUCACCGGGCAUCCGACGCUGAACCUUCGAGCCCGCGGCCGUCCGGCGGUGUACCCUGUAUCUUCCAACUAUCGGCAGGUUCAUCUCUACCACGCAUGCUCGCUGAGCGGCGAAGGUGAAGCUGGCAGCUCUCACGUUUGA